AUGAAGCUUUCGGCCGAUGGCAGCUUCGGAUCUACAGUUGUCUUUGCUGCCAGCCCGCUGUGGACGACCGUUCCAAGUUUCAACCUCGAGCUCACGGAGAACACCUCGGCAGCGCACUUGUCGCAGAACCUCAUCCCCACUGUUCGAGAUCUAGUUCCGGGCGAGUUGUGCGCAUUAUUCCGCAUCGAUUCGACGUUGACUGCCCAGAGCACUGCGGCAUUAAUUGCCUUUAAGCCUAUGUCGGCUAGGGUCUCUAGCUUGAGCGUAGUCCUGGACCAAAAUGGCCCAACGACCGAAACAGCUUUAUCAGGACGUCAAGUUAACUUUAGCCGGCACUGA
Aspergillus heteromorphus CBS 117.55 is the source of this 339-nucleotide messenger RNA. RefSeq lists its product as uncharacterized. The transcript has a single exon. The record is from RefSeq and is a predicted model, not a curated record. Lineage: Eukaryota; Fungi; Ascomycota; Eurotiomycetes; Eurotiales; Aspergillaceae. Bases 1 to 339 code for a protein of 112 amino acids.